CGCCACGGCCACGACAACAACAUGGCCACGUUCCUGCUCUCGCUGUACGACGCGGCCGAGGUCGCGCCGCCGACACUUCACUGCGCCUUCACGGCCGGCGGCGAGGCAGUGCCCAUUGCGCGCGUUGCGCCGCUCGCCCUCGCGCACUACGAGCAGCGGGACGAGAGCCUCAACGCGGCUGUGUGGAGCCUGUUUCCUGUCGACGCGGGGGUGGACGAGCUGGGCGAGUUGAGGGAUCAGGCAGAGGCGGAGUGCGCGAGACGCUGGACACGGCGCCCAGACGGCAAAUACGACCGCACGUCGCUCAUCCUCGCGGCGCCGCACCACGAGCGGGGCCGCAUCGCCGCCAACCUCGGCACGCUGCGACACGCGUACGGCAGCCUCAUUGCCGGGGGGCACUACGUCCCCGAGACGCUGCACGACCUCAAGACGGCGGGCAUGGGGCUGCUGGCUGAGCGCAAGGCGCGCGGCGCGGCCGAGGCGGUCGGGGAGCUCGUCGAGCGGCUUAAUACCGAGAUGGACGAGGCGACGAAUAAACACUACGCCGUCGGUAACUGGGCGCGCGCACUCCUCGCCUACUGCAGAACGCUGUACGACCUGUACCCGUGGACGUCUACGCCGCUGAUCUUCCGCGCGGCCGAGGCGUUCGAGCUCGGCGUGGCGCAGCUCGAAGGCGAGCUCUGGACCAACAUGGCGCAGACGGCGCUCCAGCUCGGCAAGGUCACGCGCUCGGCGCGGUGGUACGGCGUGGCGCGCGACUGCGCCACCGCGGUCAUCCAGGCGAUGUUCACGUCCGCGCAGCUGCUAUCGACGGCGUAUCUCUUGUCCUCCGACGCGAUCAUCGGCCUCGCCGCCCUCGAACGGGAUGCUGACGGUGCCAACGGCGCGAACGGCGCCAGCGCCGUCGCGCUCGACGACCUCGCGAUGCAGCAGGCCGCAGCGGCGUCCGAGCUCAUCAUCAACGGCGGCGGCGACACCUGGGCCCACGGGGCGUGUUACUCGUCCCACGGAGCAUGCGGCGUGCCGUGGCGCGGAGCGCGGCCAGCGCCACGUAACCUCCGCGCUGGUGCUGCUGGGGACGGGGAUAAGCGCAUCAGGUGGCCGCAGGAGGCUUAUGGCUGA
Molecule: messenger RNA, 1122 nt
Organism: Vanrija pseudolonga
Lineage: Eukaryota; Fungi; Basidiomycota; Tremellomycetes; Trichosporonales; Trichosporonaceae
Exons: 6
Coding region: 22-1122 (366 amino acids)
Source: RefSeq, a predicted model, not a curated record